Molecule: messenger RNA, 3294 nt
Organism: Lytechinus variegatus (green sea urchin)
Lineage: Eukaryota; Metazoa; Echinodermata; Echinoidea; Temnopleuroida; Toxopneustidae
Product: ergothioneine biosynthesis protein 1-like
Exons: 20
Source: RefSeq, a predicted model, not a curated record
CACGCCUCUGAUUGGUUGACCAGGAUAAAGCGCACGUGCACCGGUACAGCUGGGCCGGUGGAUGAACUGCACAUAAUGCAUGCACUGCAUAAUUGGCGGCGCUGGUAUUGCAGUUUCUCGGUGGUUGGGGGAAAACGAAGAGAGGAGCUAACGUAUAAUUAUUUACAUGGAUUUUGGUCUUUUCUUCAUGUUUUGAUAAUCAAGAUUCUGUCCAGCCCUGCUACAGUUCUUCCUAUUGUCUUUCAUCUGUGACACAUUCUGUGUAUAUAACAAGUAACCAUGGCAACUGAACUAAGGCUUGAAGAUAUCCUCUCUGGUCCUUACACCUGGAAAUCAAUGCGACCUUGUGACCUCUCCAAUUGCACCAAAGAGGAAAUCUUAGCUUAUUUUGAGAAUAGUUACAGUUUGAAUGAGAGCAUCUUUGCUGCUUUGAGAACAAAAGAUGCUUUCUACAGAGCACCAGAUAGACUUCGCCUUCCACUCAUCUUUUACUUUGCCCAUACUGCCACAGUGUACAUCAACAAGCUUAUGUUGGCUGGACUUAUUGAGGAAAGAGUAAACUUUGAAUAUGAGACCAUGUUUGAGACGGGCGUUGAUGAGAUGUCUUGGGAUGACACUGAGAAUUAUCGCAUGGGUGGUAGCUACCAAUGGCCCUAUUUGGAAGACGUUGUUCAGUUCAGACUCAAAGUACGAAAUGUCAUCCGGAAGGUUAUUGAAGCCACACCCCUCGAGCUUCCAGUGACUCAAGAUAGUAAAUGGUGGGGCCUUUUCAUGGGCUUUGAACAUGAGAGAAUCCACAUUGAGACCUCAUCUGUCUUAAUCCGUCAGUUACCAAUAUCCAUGGUCAGAAAGCCUGCUGACUGGGUCUCUGGACCCGUCACAUUUGGUGAGAGCCCUAUGAAGAACCCCUUUAUACCAGUGGAGGCCACAGAGGUGAUGAUGGGCAAACCUAGGGAUUUCCCCUCCUAUGGCUGGGAUAAUGAAUAUCCACAACUUCAUACCAGUGUACCAAGCUUUGAGGCCAGUAAAUUCCUGAUCACUAAUAGAGAGUUCCUAGGAUUCGUUGAGUCCAAGGGAUAUGAAAAUGAGAAGCUUUGGAGUAAAGAAGGCUGGAAGUGGAGGACAUUCCGUCAAGCAAUUCACCCAACAUUCUGGGUGUGUGAUAAAGGUUGUGUGUCAGGCUGUGGAGGGGUAUUGGCUGGUUACUCACAUUGCAAGGCAGAUCAAAACCAGAAUGUUUCCACCUAUAGGUACCGAUCAUUUUGUGAAGAGACUGCUAUUCCGUGGGACUGGCCUGUGGAAGUGAAUUAUCAUGAAGCUAAAGCGUAUGCAGCAUGGAAAGGUUCAGACUAUAGACUGCUAACUGAGGCUGAACACAAUGCUAUUAGGGAUAGACAGGUUCCUGUCUCCAAGGGGAUUGAAUCAGACCUUAUUUAUGACAAAGAGCUCCACAAGAAAUGUAACCUCAAUCUUGUAUUCGGCACUUCUACACCUGUUAACAUGUACCCAGCCAAUGAGAAGGGUUUCCAUGAUGUCUUUGGUAACGUAUGGCAAUGGGUAGAGGAUCAUUUUAAUGGACUACCAGGCAGUGAGACACACUAUCUGUAUGAUGACUUCUCUUCUCCUACCUACGAUGGCAACCACAAUGUCAUUCUUGGAGGAUCAUGGAUAUCAACUGGUGAUGAAGCAUCCAGGUUUGCUAGGUACGCCUUCAGGAGACAUUUCUUCCAACAUGCAGGAUUCCGUUUGGCUCGUUCCAUAUCAUCAAACCAAGAACUACCUGUCAGACUUGUGCGCAACCCAGCCCAACAAGAUCACGAGCCUAGGUAACCCUCCCCCCUGGACGACAUCAGUAAGAAGCUUGUUCUCACCACCAAUAAACAGUUACACAUGGAAACCCAAAUCAAUGCCGAGGAACGUCUCUUUGAGGAGUAUGUCCUUGAUGAAAUUAACCUCUCCACAUCCCUGCGUAAGAUCUGUAUGGCUGCUGCUAAGAGACAUGGAACCAAGGUGGUAAAUGCCCUCGAUAUAGGAUGUGGGUGUGGCCGAUUGACCUUUGAACUUUCCAGAGAAGUUGAGCAUGUUAUUGGUUUAGAAUACUGUGAUGUGUAUCUGAAGUCUGCUGAGGAGCUCCUAUCCAAGAAACAGAAGUUAUUCUACUGUCCUAAAGGUGACUGUCGAAGACCUGCCAAACGUCUAAAGAGAUCAACACAUGAUGGAUGCACCAUUACUGCCAAACUUCCUACAGAUACCAACCCUUCAAGAAUAACAUUGAAACAGUUUACUUGGAUUCCCAACGAGCUUAGUGGAUUCGAUCUGGUUGUACAUCAUUGUUUGGAUAGAGUACAGAACAAGAAAGCUUGGCUGAUUCGACUAUGGGAGAUUCUUACUCCAAGCGGAAUUGCAGUAAUCUCUGGCCUCGGUGACUGGACAAGACAGAAGCUAGAACCCAUCAUUGGAGACAAAUUGCGGUACCUAGACACGGUUCCUGUUCAUUAUGGUUAUGAUUACUGGCUGACUGAACCAGAUCAAGAAACAUGGGUUACUGUCUGGUGUCUGAAGAACACAGAAAAUGGGCAGUCCAUCUAGAUGAAGUACUCAUCUGCAAAAAUACAAAGUCAGGCAUAUCAUGUAAAUACAAGUACAAUUAUUCUUAAUUGCACUCUAGAUGAUCUUUCAACUUAUUCUUCCAUCAUGAGGCAGAGACGGUUCCUAUGAUAUGGGAUGUCAUAAAUCACCAAUGAGAAAUAAUCAGUGGCUCAAAAUAUGUAGUCUAUUGAUGAUUUGCCUUUUCAACUUGUUUCUUGAAGAUGGUGAUCUCAUAGGUUGUGAUCUUGGGAUGGCUAAUGCUUUAUAAUGAAGGAUGAAAAGCUGAUUUAUAACCCUUAUUAUUUCCUUCAGAUUAAUUUACUUUUGGCAAAUCAGUGACAUUGGAUAUCCCUUCUAUUUUACAUUUGGCUCUAUGUCAAAGCAUAAAAUUCCUCUAAUUCAUUACAAAAUUAUUAGGGCUAUCAUUUGCCACCUUGAUUUUUUUUUUGUCGGUUUUGGGAGUAUUAAAACAGCACAUAAAUCCCAUGUAUGGGACAACAUAUAAUCAGAAUGCAUUAAAUGGGCUUUCUUGGCAAUAGUAAUCAAUAAUUAAUUCCUUCACAGUUUUUUUUUAACUGUAACUUUAGGAGUUAAGCCACAUGCAUUAUUGUUUAUAUAACUACAGUAGGGACACAUUGUUUUUGAAGCACUGUACAUGUUUCACAUCAGUUGCCAUAGAUUUUCACCUUCUAACAUUAUAAAUUG